CCGUCUGAAAAGUUAUCUACUAUUUUCCACUUGUAGUGAAAGUCUCGUCAAUUUUAUUUAGUUUUAGUUUUCAAUUAGUUUUAAGUAUUGUUUUUUGCGGCCAAUCAUGAAAUUAGUGACAAAAGUGAUCGCAUAUAGUCUGUCGGCACUAUUGCUGGUCCUAUUGGUGACAAUUGUCCGGACGAUAGUCUACUUCCCGGCGCCCAAAGAGAUCGACUCGUGUCCCGAUCUUCACGAACCGAUCGCCGGUUCGGCGGUUGUCGACCGGUUUCGGGCCGCUCUUCGCUUCAAGACAAUCACCAAAGCCGCCCAUAUCUAUGACACUCUUGAGCUUAAACGAUACAUCGAUUGGAUCAUCAAAAGCUAUCCGACAAUCCACUCAUCGCCGCACGUGUCUUACGAGUUGGUCAACAAUUACAGCCUCUUAUAUACGGUGAAGGGGUCCGACCGGUCGCUGAAGCCGUACCUGUUGUGCGGCCACUUGGAUGUGGUUCCCGUCGAGUUAGACAAAUGGGAUGUCGACCCGUUUGAUGGUGUCAUUAAAGACGGUUUCAUAUACGGCAGGGGAACCACUGAUGUCAAGAAUAUAGUGAUGGCAGCGUUCGAGUCGUUGGAGUAUCUGCUGAAGAAUGGCUUCAAACCUAAGCGCGGGUUUUACAUGGCGUUUGGUCACGACGAGGAGGCCCUGGGAUUGGACGGCGCGCAACACUUGGCCAAAGCACUCGAGUCUAAAGGGGUGACCACUUUGGAGUAUCUGCUCGACGAGGGAACCAUUAUAUUGAACAAGACGUUUGUCGGCGUCGACCCGAUAGUGGCCCUCAUCGGCGUCACUGAGAAAGGCUACCUAACCGUACGGCUCACCGCUAAGGGAGCGGUGGGCCACUCGUCGAUGGCACCCGUCGACACCGCCAUCACUACACUCGCCAAAGCCAUCUCAAAGUUUGAGUCGACAGUUCACCCGAAUAUGUUUGGAUUGGGUCCCGAAAAGGAUCUCUUCGAGGCAUUGGCUCCCAAUGCCAAUUUCCCCUUUAAUUGGUUGUACAGUAAUUUAUGGCUUUUUGGGCCAAUCAUUUCGCGGGUUUUGGCGGCCGUUCCGACGUCUAAUGGUUUGGUCCGGACGACCAGUGCUGUCACCAUAAUUGGCGGCGGAUUUAAAGAGAAUGUGCUGCCGAGCUCUGCCUCCGCUAUCGUCAACCAUCGCGUACACGUCAAGCAGACCAUCGACGAAGUGCUCGACUUUGAUCGCCGCCUGAUUAGCGACGAUCGCAUAGAGCUGACCGUCGAGGGAAUGCCCAUUCAUCCGCAUCCCAUCUCUCCAUACGAUGACAACGCAUUCGGCUAUCAAAUAGUCAAACGAAGUAUUAGACAAGUGUUCAACGAGUCGGUGGUCGUGCCCGGCAUUAUGUUGGCCAACACUGACACCAGAUGGUAUCAGCAUUUGACACGAGCUAUAUAUAGGUUCUCGCCGUCCGUUAUGUAUGCAGAGGACACCAAAAGAUUUCACGGCCAUAACGAGCGAAUCAAAGUUGACAAUUAUUUAAAAACAGUCAACUAUUAUCACCACAUUAUUGUAAACUCCGAUAAUAAGGACAUACCUGACCGGCCAGUAGUCAAAGACGAGCUAUAAUUAGUUAAAUUUGUUUUUAAUUUAGUGCCAGUUAUAUACAAAUUGAAGUCAAACACAUUUGAGUACAAAUUAAUGGCCGGUUUAUGUUUUGGUGAAAUGACUGUUGAUUUUUACCCAAACUAAUGGCCACUGAAUUAAUUCAAUUGCUUCUUGAUUUGAGUAGACAUUCUUGUAGACAAUCCAUACAUUUUAAAUAUAGCCUUAUAUUUAGGGAAUUA
This is a messenger RNA of Medioppia subpectinata, 1845 nucleotides long. The record is from the annotation of a GenBank genome assembly. Lineage: Eukaryota; Metazoa; Arthropoda; Arachnida; Sarcoptiformes; Oppiidae.